Molecule: messenger RNA, 939 nt
Organism: Dromiciops gliroides (monito del monte)
Lineage: Eukaryota; Metazoa; Chordata; Mammalia; Microbiotheria; Microbiotheriidae
Product: taste receptor type 2 member 7-like
Exons: 1
Coding region: 1-939 (312 amino acids)
Biological process (GO): sensory perception of taste; detection of chemical stimulus involved in sensory perception of bitter taste; G protein-coupled receptor signaling pathway
Cellular component (GO): membrane
Molecular function (GO): bitter taste receptor activity; G protein-coupled receptor activity
Source: RefSeq, a predicted model, not a curated record
AUGGAAAUUAUCUGUGACAUUGUGGUAUCUGGAGAAUUCUUUAUUGGGGUUUUGGUCAAUGUUUUCAUUGGACUAGUGAACUUCAUAAAUUGGGCCAAGAUUAGGAGAGUGUCUACAAUGGAUUUCAUCAUCACAGGCUUGGCCAUAUCCAGGAUCAUUCUUCUGUGGAUGAUAGCAAUUAUCAUUAUUGCACUAGAUUUCAAUUUUGAUGAAAACAUAGGGAAUAAAAUAAGAUUCAUGAAUACCUUAUGGCAUCUAUGUAGUCUGUCAAAUGCCUGGCUUGAUGCCUGCCUCAAUGUCUUCUUAUUCCUGAAGAUUGCCAACUUCUCCCACCCUGUCUUCCUCUGGCUGAAAUGGAGGGUUGACAAGGUGAUCCUUAGGGUGCUGAUGGGAUGCUUGAUCAUUUUUUUGGUCAUUUGCCUUCCACCAACCAAGAAAAUACCUUCCAUUUACUUUGAUCUAAGAAAGAAAGCAAACAUGACGGGAAAGACUCAAGUAAGUGGUACCUACUUCAUUUUUUCCCUAGUAUUUUUCUAUAUAGGGAGCCUCCCUCCUUUCACUCUAUGUCUGGUCUGUUGUUUCCUGUUAGUCCUAUCACUAUGGAGGCACACCCAGCAGAGACAGCUCCAUAUCACAAGCUCCAGAGACCCCAGCACAGAGGCCCACGUGAAGGCCAUGAAAUUCAUGAUCUCCUACCUUUUCUUCUUUCUACUAUACCAUGUGGCUACCAUCAUAGCAGCUGUAAGCUUCUCUGUGUUCAACAGCAAGCUGGGUGCAAAGUUGGCAAUGAUAAUCAUGGCUGUUUACCCUUUGACCCACUCCAUCAUUCUGAUUGUAGGGAACAGCAACCUGAGGCAGGCCGCAGUGAAGGCACUGCAGAAACUAAGACACUUCCUCAGAAACUCUGGCAAACUCUUAGGAGCAAGACCUGAAUGCUAA